Molecule: messenger RNA, 3592 nt
Organism: Haliotis rufescens (red abalone)
Lineage: Eukaryota; Metazoa; Mollusca; Gastropoda; Lepetellida; Haliotidae
Exons: 8
Coding region: 157-2139 (660 amino acids)
Source: RefSeq, a predicted model, not a curated record
GAUCGAUAGUCGGUGCUGGAUUUAAGCUGCGAGCUGGGUUGCCCGCCAUUGCCUACUGCCUGCCUUCCUGCCAGCACGGCAGCUUUACCGUCAGGGACUUAACACAUUGGGAUACCUUGCUACCUGCUUCCUGGUGUACGUCAGCGAGCUCACGACAUGGCCGGGGGGCACGAUGUUGUAGCAGUGAUGCAGUCCCACAGUUCCAUGGUCGUGGUUCUCUGGCUGGCGGUACUGUGCUGUGACGUCAGUGGCUUCUCCAUCAGGCGUCGCGAGUCGCCCAGCACGGAUCUCUCCGAGGCCUUCCGAGUUUUGGAGCGUCAGCGGCGGCGGAUCCGAGAGGAGGACUAUCUGGCUGCCUCACGGCUGCCCGAGCCCCGAGUACAGCUCUCACCCUCAGAUCUUGAAGACUGGGGUCAGGGGGUACCUAGCAGGGAGGAGGAGGAGGAGUGGUUGCAAAAUGCUUAUGGUUUGUCGCCUUAUGAUGAGGGUUCAUAUGCAGUUCCCGAGCUUGUAGAUGAAUCAAGUGAGUCAAAUGAAGACCGUGUACCCGAGACAGUGGAAACAUCAAAAGAAGAAUUACAAAGCAUAUUUGGAGACUCAGAGAAUGGUGUAAAAAGCCAGGAUGCUGUUGAAGAACAUUCAGAGGAUGAAGUACAAGAUACCGGAAAAGAGGUUACAGAAAAAAAUGAAACUGAAGAAACUGGAAACGAAUUAGAAAAUCUUACUGAAGACGAAUUCAAAGCGUUAAUGAGCGCGGUAGAAAAAAUACAGAAAAGAGCUUUAAGUAAAAAAGACACCCAAAAUAGUGCUAUUAAAGUCCCGACAACGGACCCAGUGCCUGUUAGUAAAGAGGAGUUGAGUGAAGUGUUUGAUGACUCAGAGGAUGGCACUGAACCUGACUCGGAGGCUGUUGUAGAUGAAGUUGCAGAUGUUGCCAUCGGGGGACCGGCCCCUCCCAGGGGAGAAGAGCUUCAGGAAGUCAACGACCAAGUAGCGAACGAAGAUCGUUUGGGCGAAAAGGAUCCGUUAUCGUCCAUAGAGAAUUAUUGGUUGCUAAAGGAUUACUUUAACGGUGAUGAGAAACGAAAGAAGAGGUUUACGAAACGGGCACCUGUUGCCCAACCCCCAAACUCAGUGCCUCUGGAGGAAACCUACAUGCAAGAGAUCCAAACGCUCCGAGAUGAGAUCCAGCAGCUGAAGAUGGUUUCAGAACUUGAGGAUCUGGAAAACGAUGCUCUGACCCAGACGUUGAAUGAAGCCACGCUGUCUCAGAUGGAAGGCACGGUGUCAGAAAAGGAGUUCGGCUCUCUGGAGCAGGCCAUUAAACUUGAGGAAGCUCUGCAGGAUCUUAAGAACGGCAAGGUUGAUCCUCUCAUCGUGGAACUGAUCGCUGCCAAUGCUCUUGGUGGCGGUGGCGGGAUGAAACGCGGAGAGCCGGUUUGGAAGAAGGAGAAGAGGAUGGAUGAAGCGGAUCUGGAACAGAGCUAUCCAAUGUUUCCCAGUGACAAGCGAGCGGCCAAGAGGAUGUUGAUGCUGCCUAGCAACAAGAGGUCCCCCAAGCGGGUGCAGGAGGAGGAAGUGAAUCACUGGUAUGACCGACCCCUCAGAGAGGACGCGGAGCGGGAGGAGGAACAGAAGUACCUUGAUGCCCAGGAUGCGAUCGAUGCCAUGGUAGGACGGCUGGCAGAGUCAGAACAGAGCGACAUCACCGACGAUGACAUUGAGAAUCAAGGUAUAUACAACAGGAUGUCAGCGAUGCCGGCUUACUUCAAGAACACGGACAAGAGAGUAGCAACCUACCAAGACAGCACUCCGCCCGAAGCAGGUGUGUGUCCCUCUGAAGAGCUGCUGACUGACUGCAAGUUCGCCGACCUACAGGGUUUACCUAUCGAUGAUGAGGCCAGAGAGCUGUGUAACAGACAUGAGAUGUGUUAUACUUGUGGCGCUACUUCCCGUGUGAAGCAGGGCGAGUGCGACAGCCUCUACCGUGCCGAUGCUGAUGCGCUGUGUGAUGAUGAUGGCGACUGUGUGAUAGAAGCCGAACUCUUCCUCCGGGAACUCAAGCUGAAGCACCGUUACAGCACGUACUACGAGCCAGCCUGCGAUAACUCCUGCACAGAGGAAUAUAUUGGUCUCUAGAGGGCUCUGCAGAGUUAAUUCCCCUGUCUCCCAGAGACGGGAGUGUUUACGACUGAUUGACCGAAACAAACGUUUGUCCGACCAACCGGUGACGUGAAGCAAUUUGCGGAUAGCAUUGGCUACGACUGAUUGUUGAAAGGAUUGUAUAGCAGGACAGGCUUGAGAAGGCGAUGAAGGAAUAAGAAUUUAACCCAUGAGAUUGGACUUCCCACCGUGUGGAAACAAUAGACGGAGUGAUAUUCACGUAUUAGCCGUAGUUUUGUCAAACACGGAUGGUUCAAAAUCAUUUACAUCAAGACAACCAGAAACCACUCAUUGGUGUAUUCGUUUUAAUCAUUAGGUGUCUUUCUAAAGCAAAGUAUAGACGGUACUGGUUUGCGUUCUGCUUGAGUUUGUUGGUAGACUGUUUGGUGCUAGAUACUACGUUGGGUUAAGAGAGUACUUAAAGAUAUAUUUAUUUUAACAGAGAUGAUUUUGCAAGCUAAAUGGUUUCAUUAUAUUGUUAAUAGACAAUUCUCACCUUAGAUGUCGUUCUGUGGUCUUGUUUAUGUUGGUUUCAGAUGUCGUUCGUGCUAAAAUAAUCAUAUUCACUUUAAUUGUGCCAGGUGUGUCGUAACAUGGAGUUUAAUAAGUUACAUAAGUGGUUGUUACAUUGUCACCGUUACUCUGCGUUUAAUUACCAAGAACAUUAUUUCCGAACGCUCGAGCUUAUAGUAAUGUUCACGUUGACAAUCAACUGUUUUUCAUAUACAUAUCUGCUCUAUGGUCAAGUAUCAGUAAGAUGCUGAGAGUGUUGUAACAUUUGCAACGUAAAACUAAUCGCGCCAAGAACUCCUUCAAGAAAUUAAUUCCAAGGUCAGUGACCGGUUACAAAUUUAGUCCCAAACCGUCCGUGACAUACGGAUAACAUACAAAAAUGUAUGUCGCAGUCAUGUCGUAUUUUAGAUUUGAAGAUCAGUCGCAAAUCCUUUUUGAAAUAGUUAUUAGAUGUUCUGAUAAACUGAUGUCAUAACUUUAUCAUAGAAACUAUGUUAUAUAUUCAUGUAAUCACAGUCACAACUUGUUGAUGGCAACCUUCAACCACUUUGGUUCUGAGAUGUUUACAGACAUGAUAUUUCAUUAUGUUUACAAACAGAAAUAUUUCUGUCAUCUAAACCCACCGAGGAAACACAGCAUACAGAUGUUUCAUUGAGAACCUCAUCUUUCUAGCUAUCCACAAUAUAUUGUGAUGAAUGAUUUCUACGGGAGUAAUGUGCCCUCCAACGGACAGGUUGAACUGUCUUUGGUCAUUAAGAUACCGAAACAUGUUCAAUUGAUGUACAACAUGUAAAGACCUGUGAAGAUCCGGCGUAGAAUAAAUCGCCAGCAACCCAUACUUGCCGUAACAGGCGACUAUGCUUGCCGUAAAAGGCGACUAUACUUGUCGUAAGAGACGACUAACGGGAUCGGGUAG